GCGGAGGCACCGCCGGAGGUAGGGGCUCGCUCCGCCGCCGGAGCAGCCGCGCUGUCGCCCCGGCCGGGCCCGGCAUGGCCCGCCGCCCGCUGCCCGCCCGCCGCCGGCGCUGAGCGCAGGGACAUCGCGGCGUCCGGCGACUGAAGGUUUCUCUGAAGCUUAAUCUUCAAGAUGAAGUUCUUACUAGCGGUUGUAUUUUUCAUCUUAUUCUCCUUAUUGGUUGAAGAAGUCUAUUCCAAAGAGAAGUCUUCAAAGAAAGGAAAGGGGAAAAAGAAGCAAUAUCUAUGUCCAUCGCAACAAUCAGCUGAAGACCUUGCAAGAGUACCUGCUAAUUCAACCAGCAAUAUCUUGAAUAGGCUGUUGCUCAGCUAUGAUCCCAGGAUAAGGCCUAAUUUCAAAGGAAUUCCAGUCGAUGUUGCAGUCAACAUCUUCAUUAACAGCUUUGGGUCAAUUCAAGAGACAACUAUGGAUUAUAGAGUCAACAUCUUUCUAAGACAGAAGUGGAAUGACCCCAGACUCAAACUGCCCAAUGACUGGAGAGGCUCAGAUACACUGACAGUGGACCCGACUAUGUUCAAGUGUCUUUGGAAGCCAGACUUAUUCUUUGCAAAUGAAAAAAAUGCUAACUUCCAUGAUGUCACACAAGAAAAUAUCCUUCUUUUUAUAUUUCGGGAUGGAGAUGUCCUAGUCAGCAUGAGGUUGUCCAUUACUCUGUCAUGCCCUUUGGACUUGACCUUGUUUCCUAUGGAUACACAGCGCUGCAAGAUGCAAUUGGAAAGCUUUGGUUACACAACUGAUGACUUACGGUUUAUCUGGCAGUCUGGAGAUCCUGUACAGCUAGAGAAAAUUGCUCUGCCUCAGUUUGAUAUUAAAAAAGAGGAUAUCGAAUAUGGUAACUGUACCAAGUAUUACAAAGGCACAGGUUAUUACACUUGUGUAGAAGUAAUCUUCACUUUAAGAAGACAAGUUGGAUUUUACAUGAUGGGUGUUUAUGCUCCUACACUGCUAAUUGUUGUUCUAUCCUGGCUGUCAUUUUGGAUCAAUCCUGAUGCAAGUGCUGCAAGAGUCCCACUGGGUAUUUUCUCAGUGCUCAGCUUGGCAUCUGAAUGUACCACUCUUGCUGCUGAACUUCCCAAAGUGUCUUACGUGAAGGCCUUAGAUGUGUGGCUGAUUGUUUGCCUUCUCUUUGGCUUUGCAUCCCUGGUGGAGUAUGCUGUGGUUCAGGUAAUGCUAAACAAUCCAAAGAGAAUUGAAGCUGAAAAAGCAAAGAUUGCCAAGGCAGAGCAAGCAGAAGGAAAGGGUGGAAAUGCUGCCAAGAAGAACACUGUGAAUGGCACAGGGACUCCUGUCCACAUCAGCACUUUACAGGUUGGUGAGACCAGAUGCAAAAAAGUUUGCACUUCGAAAUCUGAUCUGAGAUCCAAUGAUUUCAGCAUCGUUGGAAGCUUGCCAAGAGAUUUUGAAUUAUCAAACUAUGACUGUUAUGGGAAACCCAUUGAAGUCAACAAUGGGCUCGGGAAAUCUCAAGCCAAGAACAACAAGAAGCCUCCUCCUCCCAAGCCUGUCAUUCCAUCAGCAGCAAAGAGAAUCGAUCUUUACGCAAGAGCACUGUUCCCUUUUUGCUUCUUGUUCUUCAAUGUCAUAUACUGGUCCAUAUAUUUAUGAUAAAUCUUUUAUUUAUUUUUUUCAUAUGUAUAAAAUAUGACCCAUUUCAUUAUCCCUUCCCAGUCAUGAAGGCCACUGUGUGAAAUUAUUUGCAUUUGCAAAGCAAUAUGUUGCAUCUUGAUGCCGUGCGAUUGUACUGAACAUAUGGCAUCUGAAAUUUGAAUGAAAGCAUGACACUGCAAUGUCUGUGCUCCGACCAACGUUGUAUAUAAAUGUACAGCACACAUCCUGCUUUAGGAAUAUGUAUGAAGGACAAUGCAUACUACAUUAUAAAGCUGAAUAACGCUCUUCCGUUAUUAGUAACGUACAGAAAUUUAAAGUGUUUCUGAUAAUGAAACCGAUGUGCACGUUGAGUAUUAUUAAAAUCAGUAUUCUAGUAUAUGUAGUAUUUAACAGCUUUUCUGCUGACUUCCAGAGGGGGAAAAAACCACCCACCAAACAUCUUGUUCUUGUAUAAUUUUAGAUGGCACUGUUGAAGAAAAAGCUAAGAUGUAAUUCAUAUUAUUUAGACUCUGUAAGUAAAGGCAGCAUCAAAUAAGCAGAUCUUGUCUAUGUGGAAAAAUAAAGAUCAGAGAACUACUAAUUUUGUAAAAUCAGCUCAUUCAGGAAAAAACAACCCAACAAUUGUGUUCAUGAAGCAGGCACACUUAAGUGCGUGAGAAUAUGCUGACAAUAAAACAUUGGGCCAGAUACUGACUGCUGUUUCUUUAGGCACAAACUAGAUACAAUAUGUCAAAAGCAAACAAGCCACUUUCUAGACUAAAGGUAUCAGGAGUUUUAGAGAGGAAUCACAAAAUGCAGUUCAGUAUCAGGUUUGUUAUGCAUUUUUACAUUACAUUUACAUUAGUUUGUCAUUCUGUAGCAUCUGGCAAGUGUGUAAGUCACAUUUUUUUGUUGUUGUUGCAUCGGACACAUCUUACUUGACUUGUUUUGUUUAUCCCCUUGAAAGCUUUCAUUUUAAACAAACCAGUUGUCAAAAAUGAAAUCCCAUUUUCACCAUUAAUUAUACCGUUUUUUUUGUGUGCUAGCUAACACGUAGCCACCAGUAGGAGUGAAAGCAUUACCAAAGGUCUAAGGGGCUAAGACUCUUAAAUAUGUCAUGAGCCUCCUGUGGAUGCCAGGGUACAUCCGUUGUAAGGGCAAGUCAUGAGACAAAAUGCAGCCUAAAGGAAGCUGCAUGUAUGUAGGCAUCUGAGUAGCGUGUGUUCUCUCAGAACACAUGGGGACUUGGCCUCGGCCCAUGAGACUGUGCAAAGAGAAAUAUGUCUCUGCUUGUAAAGCUGGGGCACCACAGCCAGUUACAACAUGUGCACAUGUUACUAGUUACAAUAUGAAAAUAAGGCAGUUCUCACUAACUUCGCAAGUCAUAAGAGGAAAUAUGAGUUACUGGCACCUCAUGGGCAUGAGACCUUCCAUAGUGUGGAAACAGAAACAAUCUCACUUGUACUACAUUUCUGGCACGUCCAGGAUGUGUUGAGCCAAUGCAGGCCACCACAGUUGGACUGUUGCAUAACUUGGGUGUUGCCCACCAUGAGAAUGUUGUCCACGUGCCGUGAGCCUGCACAACCAAAAGGUCAAAAGUGGGAAGAAGAGCAAUGGCAUGCCACACCAACCUCGUUUGGACAUCUGGCAGCCCUGCACAUGCCCAGGGCCUCUUCUAGCCACUGUCACUCUGUGAUCCACAGGCUGGUUGCAGCUUUUCGUGUUUGGGUUGAAGGGAUCUGCUUCUCAGAGUAUGGUCACAUCUUUGUCACCAGCUUCCUGGACACUUUCUCAUGAGGGUUUCAGGGAACCACUCUACCAGCUGGCCACAGUUUGUCCUUUGGAAUUCUUUCUGAUCCAAGGAAAUGGAAGAAAAAUCCCAGCUGUUACUGAGCUGUCUUGAACUGGGGCUGAGGAAAAGGGUAUCUCAAAGGUCUGAUUUAAAAUUUUAAUAAUUCUUUUGGUUGAAGGUAAUUGCAGAAUCGUCAGAGAAUCAAUAAGGAAAAGUAUAGGAGAGGAAGGAAGGGAGAGGGAACUUUUAUAUGUACAGAGUGCUAUAUUUAUACACAUUAUUUAUUCUCAUACUUGUAUUUUUUCUUACAGUACUGGAAGGCAAGAAAAUAAUUACCCUAUGUUGGAAAUUAUAUGAUUUUUGGAAGAUAAUUUUCUUGUUGGAACUCUUAUUAAAUGAUUUAUCUGUAAUUAGUGUCCACAUUCUAUCUGUAAAAUCUCAAUUAUAGAUUUUAUUGUUAAAUUAAUCUUUGUUCCUUCUUGCUUUCCUGCUUACUUGAUGGCUUUUGUGUUUUAUCAUAAAACAUUUAAUCAAUAAUACACUGUAAUUGCUUUCCAACUCACACAAAGGGAGGAAAAAGGAAUGCAUAUUGUUCAGAUAAAGGUUUUUUUGUUCAUUAUAGCAUUAUAGCACAAAAACUAAGGCCAGAAGCAAAGUUUAACAGCAAAUUUGAAACUAAAUUUAAAAUGAACCAGUAUCAGCUAUAAAGUAUUAAUUUUCUUUUUACUUACACUGGAUAAUAUUGCAGUAUUUAUAUUACCUUGGAAUAUAUUAUCUUGUCCUACUGCGCAGUAAUAAUUGAUUUAUUUUAUUUUUCUUCUUUCCACUAAAGGUCAUCGAGAGUUUUGCAUGCCAUCUUACAUUAUGGUCCUCCAGCACCCUCUAGUUGUAAAAUUCUGCCUGUUGACUGAUUUUGAGAAUGCGGUGCAAAUAUAGAACUGUACAGGCAAUAUAGGAUCUCACUUGAUUGUGAUAAUAUGAAAGGAAAAAAACUAUUAUUAAAUUAAAAAUAAAUGGACGUUGAAUUGAUAUACAGCUAUAGAAACUUGCGGUGUAGUGUGAAUUUAAAAUUGUAGAAAUUAAGACAUUCAAGUAGUAGCAAAGAUGAAGUUCAUGAAGUAUACACUAGUAACUAGAUUAACCAGUCAUGAUGUCUGAACAAACCGCAUGACAGCAAAAUCUGUUUUUGAGGGAGAGACCAUCUGUGUUUCAGUUGACAUUUACUUUAAGUUCUGCUGUUUACUGGUAGGAGAGUUACAGAUUUUUGUUCUACCCUUAACGCAAACCUCAUUAUUUUCUUGGCUCUUAAGCGUUGAGGGAUAGUGUCCAAAUAGUUUGUUCCUUUCAUUCAUAGUGUCACUACCCUUUAGUUAUCUUCCUAUAUUUUUCAGAUUUUAGAACACAUUCAAACACUGCAUCAGGAAUUCCCAUGGAGAUUAAUUAACUAAUUUCUUAACUGCAUCCACAAAUUUCAGGUAGACAAUAAGGAAGAAUGUGAUUUGAAAAGUAUAUCUGCUGCUAUGUGUUAAUUCCCUGUAAGCCAUACCUCAUGUUUGACAUCCUGUUUUAGGAGCGGCUCUUUAGUGGGCAAUGGCACCUCCUCUUUUUUUCAGUUAAUUCUGGUUGAGGUGGUGUUUGUGAGCAGUCUGUCUUUUGAGUGAGGAAAGGAGUUUAUUUCUGUAAGUGCAGUGUACAGAAGAUUGACCACUUGGAGACAGUGCCAAGCAGCUUUCAUUCUUCAGAGUCUUCAAAUUAAUUUGGACUUGGUAACAGGAUAAAGAGAGAGUGUCUUUAGCACCCUAUUACCCACUAAAGAGAAAGUAGCAACACUGCCUUCUGGAGCCGUGCCAAUGGGCAUGACCACAGUGAUUGAUCUGGCUCUAUAAUCAUUUAAAGGAAAUGCACUUAAAAGUAAUCUUUAUUUAAAAUUAUUUUACUCUGUAGAGAGACAAUACCUUACUUAAGCAGUCUGUUAUAGCUGUUAAGGGAAUCUAUUAAGAGACAUUAUAAUACAGACCUCUUCUUCAAUUAAAGCAGCUUACCAUUAUGGUUACUGAGUGACUUGCAAUAAGGAUAUUUAUAGAAUAGGUAGCAUUAAAUUAUUUAUUUCCAGGGGAGUGCAACCUGAAUAUAUGCAGUGUCAAGUGAUUUUUCUGGCUGUUGAGAUAUCGUAGUGCUGCAAUGAGUACAAAUGAGGUGUGUAGGAGAUAAGGGAAUGAUAGGACACUGUUACUUGAUGCUCUGGUAUACUAAUUCUGGGAUUACAGAAGAUAAUGUGGAAAGAAAUUCAGAUACAAAGAGAUUGAAUAAGAGUUUUGUUUGUAUCUACAAUUUAAUUUGUGUCUAACAAUUUAAUUGUUUUGUGUAUAAAUGAGUUACCUUCUAUUUAUAUAACUAUAAAGAAUUAAUUAUAAAAAAAAGGAAAAUUAAGCUCGUCUUUGGUACCCAAAAGAUAUAGAAACUAAGUCUUUUCCUGUGAAGCUCUACGCUUAAGAAAACAGUGGAAUAUACAGAAAAAAAAUGUGCAGUUUUAAGGACAUAAAUUUCUCAUCAUUGUGAUUUUUGUCUGCACCAUUGUAUCAAAUCAGCUGCAAGCAAUCUGGGCUGCUUGCAGCACUCCUUUGUAUUCUGACUUAUUUGAGAAAGGUGCCUACCCCUCUACUCUGCCUUGCACCUGUCCUCCUUCCACCAGUAGGAAUGGUGUUGGCAGACAUUUAAAAUAAAGAUUACCUGGCUAUUUUGAAA
Molecule: messenger RNA, 6184 nt
Organism: Myiozetetes cayanensis
Lineage: Eukaryota; Metazoa; Chordata; Aves; Passeriformes; Tyrannidae
Gene: GLRB
Product: glycine receptor beta
Exons: 10
Coding region: 172-1665 (497 amino acids)
Biological process (GO): chemical synaptic transmission; signal transduction; regulation of membrane potential
Cellular component (GO): synapse; neuron projection; postsynaptic membrane
Molecular function (GO): extracellularly glycine-gated chloride channel activity; neurotransmitter receptor activity; transmembrane signaling receptor activity
Source: RefSeq, a predicted model, not a curated record